UACGCUUUAAUUCUUUUUAUCUCUCUCUGUUCGUCUCUAUAGCACAUUUGCACCUCCCUCUCUCCCUCUCAACGAGUACCAUCGACUCUCACUCUUCUCUAUCUCGCCGCUGCUCAAGUACUCGUCAUUGGCCGCCACAAAAUCUUAUAUACCGAUCUCCUUUGCGCGUACACAUUGAAAACAAGAAAUUGUUUUGGGUGGCAGGCAAGGCAUUCAUUGAAGGGCCCGGAGUUCUGCAUUUUCUCAAAAAAUUUUGUAUAGAAUCUUCAUGAUAUGGAUCAACAGAUUGAAGAACUACCAGAAUACAUACAUAUCAAUCAAAAUGAUUUCUCAUACCGAAAGCACAAGAAGCAAAAGGAGGAAGAUAUUGCUAUUUGCGAAUGCAAAUAUAAUGCCAAUGAUCCUGAUAGUGCAUGUGGGGAGAGGUGCUUGAAUGUACUAACCAGCACAGAAUGCACUCCUAAUUACUGCCCUUGUGGUGUUUGCUGCAAGAAUCAGAGAUUUCAGAAAUGUGCAUAUGCUGAAACAAAGUUGUUUAAAACUCAAGGCCGAGGGUGGGGACUUCUAGCUGAUAAGGAUAUAAAGGCAGGACAGUUUAUUAUUGAAUACUGUGGAGAAGUUAUAUCCUGGAAAGAAGCAAAGCGAAGAUCCCAUGCUUAUGAAACUCAGGGUCUCAAGGAUGCAUUUAUCAUUUCUCUCAAUGGUUCUGAAUCUAUUGAUGCUACUAAAAAGGGAAGCCUUGCUAGGUUUAUUAACCAUUCAUGCCAACCGAAUUGUGAGACGAGGAAAUGGAAUGUGUUGGGGGAAAUUAGGGUUGGAAUAUUUGCAAAAGAAGAUAUACUGAAGGGAACUGAAUUGGGAUAUGAUUACAAUUUUGAAUGGUAUGGCGGUGCCAAGGUUCGUUGCCUCUGUGGUGCAGCAAGCUGUUCAGGAUUUCUUGGGGCAAAAUCUCGUGGGUUUCAGGUUGUCCAACUUCUUCAACAGGAGGAUACCUAUCUGUGGGAAGAUGAUGAUGAUAGGUAUUCAGUUGAGAAAAUUCCUCUCUAUGAUUCUGCCGAGGAUGAACCUUCCUCUAAGCAACUUAAAAGCAUGAACUCCUCAAGUUCUGAAUAUAAUGUUGAUGAGAAAAAUAAAUACUCCAUGACAAUGAAUGUUAGUGUGGGAUCUGAGCACCAAUUUGAAUCCACUGCUCUCAGCGUUCAGCCACCUGAUCCAGUUCCCAUGGAGGAUGUAGUUGUCAGUGAAAUAAAAACUGAAGCAAGUGAGGAAAUGAAACUGUAUUCAGAAGAUACUCAACAGGCCUUUUCACAGAAGAAUGCAAUGAUAUCUCGUAUACGAAGUAAUAGUGCAUGCCGGAACUAUCACAUUGGACCAGGGUCGUUGUCAAACAAAAGAUCAAAACAGUACCCUAAUGGAAGGUUGAAACACUCGUCGCAGAAGCAAGUUGAUGCAAAAUUGGUUGCCCUACUUUUAGUAUCAAAAGAAGCAAAAGAGGAAAUCCUAAGAUCUGAGGAAAUUAAGGAUGAUGCCAACUCUGGGCUUGAUUCCUUAUACAAUGAGAUACGACCUGCCAUUGAAGAAUAUGAGAGGGACAACCAAGACAGUGUAGCUACCAGUGUAGCAGAGAAGUGGAUAGAAGCCAGCUGCUUAAAAUUAAAGGCAGACUUUGACUUUCAUUUCUCGAUUGUUAAAGGUUUCGCCUGCAAUCGCCAAAGUGCUGAAGCAAGACCUGCUGAAGGAGACAACGAGAAUGGAAUUAAGUACUUAACAAAUUAAUUUGUGUCUAUUAGGCAGUGUGAAAUUUACAUUUGUUUUUAACAGCUCGGGGGUUUGUCAAAUGUGGGGGGUUAUUACAAGUUACACCAUUUUAUAUCUAAAUCUUGUUCUGCACUCCUUAUUUCACACUACAUACUACACACUAAUUGUGAAAUCGUGUUUUAUGUUUUCAAAACACGAUUUCAGCUGACAUGGCAUUGUGUGUCCCAUACAGAGUGUCUAACUAAUUACUACUUCCAACUUUAUUUCAUCAUGAAUAUGGGAAUGCCCGAAUGCCAGUUGUUUU
Messenger RNA from Quercus robur (English oak), 2062 nucleotides. RefSeq names its product histone-lysine N-methyltransferase ASHH1. Gene Ontology annotation, biological process: regulation of DNA-templated transcription. Gene Ontology annotation, molecular function: protein binding; histone H3K36 methyltransferase activity. Gene Ontology annotation, cellular component: chromatin; nucleus. The record is from RefSeq and is a predicted model, not a curated record. NCBI's taxonomy places the organism in Eukaryota, Viridiplantae, Streptophyta, Magnoliopsida, Fagales, Fagaceae. The transcript has 11 exons. Bases 274 to 1776 code for a protein of 500 amino acids.